Linum trigynum is the source of this 3155-nucleotide messenger RNA. The record is from the annotation of a GenBank genome assembly. Lineage: Eukaryota; Viridiplantae; Streptophyta; Magnoliopsida; Malpighiales; Linaceae.
CUCAUGAUUCAUGAUUUUACCUGCCACGAGAUCUUAUGAGUGGGUGUACACAUUUCUUUAAACCCAUUAAUUAUUAGCUUAGAUUAGUUGGAAAAGCAGAGAGCUUUGUUGCAACUGUUUCUGUCUCUAUUUUUUGCCGCCAGAAUUUGCUCGGAGAGAGUGAGGUUUUCAGAAUAUGAGCGUUAGUUUUCUUCACCUCUACUGUAAUUCUGGCGGAAUGAUUACGAGGACGGAAGACGAGGUCUUCUCUUCUAACUCACAUCGCCAACUAUAAACGUCAUCACCAAUGGCGAGUAGAGGAAUUCUUCAUAGCGAAUUGAAGGAACCGUUACUAGCAACGUUGCGAAAGAGGCAGAUAUAUGCUGAUAUAUUGAGGAGCUGCUCAAAGAAUAAGCUACUUGAGCUAGGAAUUCAGGUUCAUGGCGCUCUACUGACGGUCGGGUUUGGGUUUGAUAUGAUGCUAAGCCAGGACCUGAUAGACAUGUACGGCAAAUGUGGCCAAGUGGUUCGAGCCCGCCAAGUGUUCGACAGAAUGUCUGAAAGAAACCUAGUUUCUUGGACGUCUCUAAUGUGCGUCUACGUACAAAAUGGACGUCCAGAGGAGUCAUUAUCCCUUUUCUCCCAAUUGGGUUCUACUGGGUUGAAGCCAAAUGACUUCACUCUAUCCACAAAUCUUAAAGCUUGUGGAAUGCUCAGUGUUCCCCGGAUUGGUAUGCAAAUUCAUGAUGUUUGUCUGAAAACUGGAUACGAUUUGCAGAUUUUGGUUGCUAACACUAUCCUUGAUAUGUAUUCUAAAUCUGGAAGGAUAGCUGAAGCUACAUGCAUGUUCGAAACAAUGCCAGGCAGAAAUCUGAUCACCUGGAAUGCGAUGAUAUCAGGGUACAAUCUUGCAGGAAAUGGCAGAAAAGCUCUGAUUUUGUUUAGGAAAAUGAAAGAAGAAGGCGAAGUUCAUGAUGAGUUUACACUUACAAGUGUCCUGAAGGCUUGUACUAAGAUUGGUGCGGCCAGAGAAGCAACCCAAAUUCACGCUUCAUUGAUCACCAAUGGAUUCCAGUAUUCUGACAAGGCCAGCGUUGCAGGUUCCUUAAUAGAUUCCUACUCGAAAUGUGGGAAGCUGUUUGAAGCUCGAAGAGUAUUUAAUCAAAUUGACAAGAAACAUGCGAUAUCAUGGAGUGCUUUGAUUCUUGGCUAUGCUCAGGAAGGAAACUUAGCAGAAGUCAUGGACAUUUUUAGGCUGCUGAGGGAAAGUACAAUACAAGUAGAUGAAUAUGCUAUGUCAAGUAUGAUGGCCAUCUUUGCAGAUUUAGCCCUCCUAGAGCAAGGCAGACAGAUUCAUGGCUUUAGCAUUAAAAUACCCUCUGGUUUGCGAAUUUCGGUAUGCAAUUCAGCUCUAGACAUGUACCUCAAAUGUGGGAUGACAGAAGAAGCAGAGAAACUGUUCGAUAAGAUGCCUGCACGAGAUGUUGUUUCCUGGACUGUAAUGAUCACCGGCUAUGGCAAGUAUGGUCUUGGAAAAGAGGCCAUUCAUCUCUUCAACCGAAUGCAAUCACACAACACUAACCCUGAUGAUGUAACCUACUUGGCCAUUCUCUUAGCUUGUAGCCAUUCCGGAUUAGUGGAAGAAGGUCAAGAAUACCUAUCAAAGUUGUGCAGUGAUGAGAGUAUCAAACCUAGGGUUGAGCAUUAUGCUUGUGUAGUUGAUCUUCUUGGGCGCUCUGGACGUUUAGUAGAGGCUAAGAAUCUCAUCUCUUCAAUGCCAGUAAAACCCAACGUGGGUAUAUGGCAAGCCUUGCUUAGUGCUUGCAGGGUUCAUGGAGAUAUUGACAUGGGAAGAGAAGUUGGCGACGUUGUUCUUAAAAUGGAUGGAGAAAACCCAGUGAAUUAUGUCAUGCUGUCAAACAUGUUUGCCAAUGCCGGGUACUGGGAAGAGUGCCAGCAGCUCAGAGAAAUGGUGGCCUCAAAAAAGUUGAAGAAAGACGCUGGACGGAGUUGGGUUGAGAUCGACAAAGAAAUCCACUUCUUCUAUGGUGGGGAUGACAUACACCCUCAAGCACAGCAUAUACAUGGGGUACUGGAGGAAAUGGGAAAAAGAAUGAAACAAGAGUUGGGGUAUGUAAACGAAGCUAAACAUGCAUUAUACGAUGUUGACGAAGAAUCGAAGCAGGACAACCUUAUGGUUCAUAGCGAGAAGUUGGCAAUUGGGUUAGCUUUGGUUCGUGGAGGGUGGGAGAAGAAGACCAGGGUGAUUAGGGUGUUCAAGAACUUGAGAGUUUGUGUUGAUUGCCAUGAGUUCAUCAAAGGGUUAUCGAGGAUUUUGCAAAUGGUGUUCGUGGUAAGAGAUGCUAAUAGGUUUCACAGGUUUGAGAAUGGAUUGUGUUCUUGCAACGACUAUUGGUGACUUACUAUACCUUGUCAAUGAGUUUCUGCAAUUCUGGCAGAAACACAUAAGUUUUGAUUUAUUAAUGCAGCCUGGAAAACGCUUGCUUAGUGCUUUCCGAGUUCAUGGAGAUAUCGAUGGAUGGAGAAAGCCUAGUGACUUAUGUCAUGCUGUCGAACAUGUCUGCCAAUGCUGGGUACUGGGAAGAAUGCCAGCAGUUCAGAGAAAUGAUGAGUUGGUGACCUGAAAAAAGCUGAAGAAGGACGCUGGACGGAGUUGGGUUGAGAUCGAGAAGGAAAUCCACUUCUAUGGUGGAGUUACAGAGUAUGGAAUAAGAUAUAGCCGAACCUUCUCCCAACAACUCGAGUUAUUGGGAGCAACUGAUUUUUGACAUAGUAUCAGAGCCUAGAACCGAAAGUUCAUGUGUUCGAAUCUCCACGAUCCCCAAUAUUAACAGUUUAUUAAAGCACAAGGUAUGGUGGGCCUGUGCAAACUUCAAGCUCAUGGAUUGACUUUCGUUUUAAGGGGCGUGUUAGAGUAUGGUAUAAGAUCAAGCAGAACCUUCUCCCAACAACUCGAAUUAUUGGAAGCAACGGGUUCUUGACAACCUCAAUUGUGAGUCCUAUUACCCUUACCUAUUUUUGUAGAAAUUUUGGAGGAUUGUAGAAUACUGAGAAGCCUGGAUUUGGCCUUGUAAAACAUGCAAUGAAAAAAAGUAGCAGUACAAUGAGUGAAUUGCUUGUCGAAUAGUGCUAACUAUUAAACGGCAUAAAACCAA